This is a messenger RNA of Neolamprologus brichardi, 1188 nucleotides long. Its product is annotated as claudin-like protein ZF-A89. Gene Ontology annotation, molecular function: structural molecule activity. Gene Ontology annotation, cellular component: membrane; bicellular tight junction. The record is from RefSeq and is a predicted model, not a curated record. NCBI's taxonomy places the organism in Eukaryota, Metazoa, Chordata, Actinopteri, Cichliformes, Cichlidae.
GUUAGAGUUCACAACCUAAGUGGACGUGCUCGUGAAACCUUUAAAUCCUUUGCUUCGUUCAUCUCCAAGGGACUCAAGCCUCAUCAUGGUGUCACUGGGACGACAGAUGCUGGGCUUUGCCCUGGCAAUCAUUGGCUUCGUGGGGAUCAUCGUCACUUGUGCCUUGCCUAUGUGGAGGGUCAGCGCCUUCAUUGGAGCCAACAUUGUGACGGCGCAGAUUAUCUGGGAAGGUUUAUGGAUGACCUGUGUCAUGCAGAGCACUGGCCAGAUGCAGUGCAAAAUCUAUGAUUCUCUGCUGGCUCUUCCUCAGGAUCUCCAGGCUGCCAGAGCUCUUGUGGUCAUUGCUAUCAUGGUUUCCUUUAUUGGGGUUAUCGUCGGCAUUGUUGGAGGAAAGUGCACCAACUUUGUGGAGGAACCAAGAUCCAAAGCCAAAGUGGCCAUUGCUGCUGGAGCUAUCUUCAUCUGUGCUGGUGUGCUUGUUCUCAUCCCUGUAUGCUGGUCUGCCAACUCCAUCGUCCAAGAUUUCUACAACCCUACCCUGAUAAGUGCCCAGAGGAGAGAGAUUGGGGCUGCACUCUACAUUGGCUGGGGCACAGCUGCACUUCUAAUCCUGGGUGGUGCCCUCCUCUGCAGCUCCUGCCCACCCAGAGAGAGCCCAGAGUAUCCAGUGAAGUAUGGCGGCCCCAGGUCCACAGCCACCAGCCGAGCCUAUGUCUGAAAUUCUACUGAGAAGGACUAUAAAUUAUUUUAAUUUUCUUCAGUAACACUCCUUCAUUCUGAUUGUCUAAUUAUACCACAAUUUGUAUGUCACUUUCUGUGUUAAGGUAACAAACUAUUCUGACUUUCUGUGAAAUUCAGAAUUCUUUGGUAGACGCAUGAGGGUUGUGUUUCUUAGACAUCAAAAGUCCAAAGUUGUGUGGAUCACAGAGCUUCCAGCACGCCCCAAAUCUGGACUGAAUGAAACUAUUUAUACUGAGCUUGUAUCAAACCUAACUAUCCUCUGUAGUCUUGUGGGAAAUCAAACAUGUGCUUGAAGAAUGCUAUGCAAGUAAAUGUGUAUUGUACUACAGUUAUAUUAUGAAUUUAUUGUAAACAAUAUUUAGAAAUAUCUCUAUUCAGCUGCAAUAUGAAAGUACUGAUUUUGUUUACUGCACUGAUAAUGGUAAUAAAACAUUUUACCUAAUUAUA